Molecule: messenger RNA, 2342 nt
Organism: Zychaea mexicana
Lineage: Eukaryota; Fungi; Mucoromycota; Mucoromycetes; Mucorales; Lichtheimiaceae
Product: Eisosome component PIL1-domain-containing protein
Exons: 2
Coding region: 165-2081 (638 amino acids)
Biological process (GO): endocytosis; negative regulation of protein kinase activity; eisosome assembly
Cellular component (GO): plasma membrane; eisosome filament
Molecular function (GO): lipid binding
Source: RefSeq, a predicted model, not a curated record
AUCCUUUUAAGGCCAAGCACCCGAAACGCACAGCACAGCUCUACGUCGCGCAAAACCCAAUUGAGCUGCUUGCUGUUUGGUAUUUAUUUAUAGACACACAGAAAAACCAGUGUUUAUAAGCCGUUUCCCUUUAUUCUUUACUCUUUUUCUUUUUCUUUACCGUCAUGAAUUUCAAAGACUUACAAUUCUCGAUCGGCAAGUUGACAACAGGCGCCUACUCGCACCUGGCCAAGAAAAACCCGCUGUUAAAGCAAGACACCCGGGCAUUGUCAUCAUGGAUCUUUGAAGAGCGCAAUGCACUUUACAUGAUGCGCAUGCUCGGUCACCAUCGCAACGAAACCGAUCGUGCCUUUGAACAGUGGAUCAAGGACGAAGUUCAGGAAAAUAACACAGGCAACAAGGACUUGGAAGAUAUCGGUGACAAGUUGCUUCGGUUGAUGGACAAGCAGAACGAAAUAGAGCAAGCUUACGCAAACAAAUACCAGCAAUACCGGCGCGCGAUCAAAGCUAUCCGAGAACGCGAGGAACGUCUGUCUGAUAUCCGCGAAAAGAAACGCGCACUCCAAGGCCGUAUUGGCACCUUGAAACGCUCCAGCGCCAAGUCACCAAAAGUGAAAGAAUUCACCAAGGAACUCGAAUCGUUGGAACGCGACACACACGACACCGAGAUGGAGAUGAGCGAUUUCAAACGGUUUGCGCUGCGUGAAGCAUUCUACCUCCGCUUCAACGCCAUGCAUGAGAUGGCAGAAAAGAUGUCCAUUAUUGCUGGGUUUGGCAAGUAUAUUGUGGACUUGAUCGAUAUCGAGCCUACGCCCCACGGCCAAGCCAAUCGAAAGACGUAUGAUAAGGGACCCGAGGCAGCUCAGAUUUUGGCGGAUGCUUUGUUGGCGUUGGAAGGAUGGCAACCUGGAGAAGGUGAAGAACGACCUACGCUGGCUGGGAAUAGUGCUGUUGUCGUCGACGACGAUGCAAGCACGACUAUGGGGGAUGAUGAAUUUGAUGUUGGCGGCAGUAGCGGCAAGGGUAAAGCAAGAGCAGCAGUAGAAGCAGGUGGCAUGGCUACCGCUGCAAUGGAAACAACUGGAUCGACAGAAAGUGGAGCUUCUUCGGAUAGCAGUAAGCAGCCACCUCCGGCGUUGCCGCCAAGACCAUCUGUGGAAAAGGCUGCUGAGGCUGCCGCGGAAGAAGCUACAAACAACAACAACAGGGUUGCACACACGACUGGCGAUGUGAAAACGAACGAGGAUGAACAGAACGAGCCCAACUUGGAAGCGCUGGAUCUUUAUGGUCCGCCGCCAGCUUACUCUGCCACUCAAGACGACGCGUCGCAUUCGCCUCGCAACUCAUACGAACCUGUACAACUGACUGACGCCCCUGCUCCUGAGCCCACGCAGCCCGAUGAUACUAGUAGCACACCUAUUGCUCAGCAUCAUCAUGAGCAUCAAUCCCUGGAACCAGCCACACAGCCCAGUGCCCCACCGAUGGAGAUGCGCACAAGCCAAGACAAAUAUCUUGACGAGGGUGAGCCAGAGCAACAACCUCAGCAGGGUGUCGUUAGCCCUAUGAAUCCAGCUCAUCAACGCCUAUUGUCAUCCUCAUCUCAACCUGGCGGCUUUUCACAAUCACCUCAACCCAUGCAUCAGGAGCAACUAUUGCUUCAGCAGCAACAGCAGCAGCAACAGCAACAGCAGCAACAAUACCCGCACCAACAGUAUCAGCAGCCGCAAUAUCAACACCAACAAUACCCAGCUCAAAGUCCAUGGGUGCAUCCAGGAUCCAUGUCCUCGACGUGGUCGCAGUCAACGCAGCAACAACCAGCCGACUUUUAUCAUACCAACUACAGCCAGUUGUACCGUCAAAUCUCGCGAAACCAACGACAGGCUCCACAGCAGAUUCCGUAUUCUCAGUUCCAACAGCAAUAUAAUGUCAACCAGCAGCAGCGGCAACAGCAGCAGCGUGUAGAUGCCGGCGGAUUCCGUAUACCAACUAAUACUUCUUCUACGACUACGAGUUCCCAUCAGAGAUAUCCCACUGCUGAUGAAGAGAAACAAUCAUUGGCAGAACGUUAUGGGUCCAACUGAACUAUACCAAGCCAAGGUAGUAAUCGCAGUAGUAGAUAUGUAGUAAUAAAUAUAUCCCCUCUCUUUUCCUAUAAUGUAUCCACUGUUGAUAUCAUAUAGCGUACGUUGCUGCCGCUUCAACGUCAUUGAUAACGUCUGUGUGUAAUUCGGUCAUCUCUCCUCAGCCUUAAGGUAAUACGCAACUGUGCAUGUGUGUAGUACAGGCCCCCAAUUUCCUUUUACAGGCCACACUGUCAACUUUAAAUUCUUGUCCAACCCUAA